Molecule: messenger RNA, 1098 nt
Organism: Paramisgurnus dabryanus
Lineage: Eukaryota; Metazoa; Chordata; Actinopteri; Cypriniformes; Cobitidae
Gene: rnd3a
Product: Rho family GTPase 3a
Biological process (GO): small GTPase-mediated signal transduction
Molecular function (GO): GTP binding; GTPase activity
Source: RefSeq, a predicted model, not a curated record
GCACAUACCUAAAAAGUGAGAGGGCUGGGAUUGAAGCAGUAGAAGUUUAUCGUUGCCGGACAGAGUCGAGGUCAGGAAUUCACACCUAUUCAAGAGUGAUUAUAUUAUACGUGCGCGUUCCGCGCGUCUUCUCCAUCGUGCGCCUCCGUCGACCUUCGCGUAAAGACCAUCAAUGAAGGAGCGCAGAUCUAUCCAGAAACUGUCCCUACAGCCCGGUAUGGAUUCGAGUCAGAGCGUCAAAUGCAAAAUCGUGGUCGUGGGAGACAGUCAAUGUGGGAAAACAGCUCUGCUCCACGUUUUUGCCAAGGACUGUUUUCCUGAGAAUUAUGUGCCCACUGUGUUUGAGAAUUACACAGCAAGUUUUGAGAUUGACAAACAGCGAAUAGAGCUCAGCCUGUGGGAUACCUCAGGCUCCCCUUAUUAUGACAACGUCAGACCUCUUUCGUACCCCGAUUCGGACGCCGUCAUCAUAUGCUUCGACAUCAGCCGACCAGAGACUCUGGACAGCGUUUUAAAAAAAUGGAAAGGGGAGAUCCAGGAAUUUUGUCCCAACACAAAAAUGCUGCUCGUCGGAUGCAAGUCGGACCUUAGGACGGACCUGACGACUUUAGUCGAACUGUCCAAUCACAGGCAGACGCCCGUGUCAUACGAUCAGGGUUCAGCCAUGGCCAAGCAGAUAUCAGCGCCUUACAUCGAAUGCUCGGCGGUGCAGUCGGAGAACAGCGUGCGGGACAUUUUCCACAUGGCGACAUUGGCGUGCGUAAACAAGAACAACAAAAACAUCAAACGCAACAAAUCGGCACGCUCCACCAAACGCAUCUCGCACAUGCCCGUGCGACCGGACCUGGCCGCCGUGGCGACAGACCUGCGCAAGGACAAAGCGAAGAGCUGCACGGUCAUGUAAAAUGAGCUCGGUGGGGGGGACAGAUGCAUUGUGGGAAUCAGUGAGGGCGGACUGUGGAAGGUUAUCUGCUUCCAAACACAAAGCAGAAGCGGAGAGAGAGAGGAAAAGGAGCGCUGGGUCUCCGAAGUCCCUGAAGUUCUCUCGAAUUACGGAGUUCCGGAAUAACGGUAUGGCCCCACCCACCCCUCCCUAAC